GGGCCGGGCCGGGCCGGGCGGAGCGCCGAGGGGGCGGGCCGGGCCGGCCGGGCUGGGCUGGGCUGGGCACUCGCUAGCUCUCGGACUGGGGGCUGCCGCAGCUCUGCGCCGUCUGGCCGGGACGCCGGCCCCGCUGUGCUCAGCUCCCCGGGAGGCGGUUUGUGCCACUGUUGUGAACAAUGGCUCCCUUCUUACGGAUAUCUUUCAACUCAUUUGAGCUGGGACCUGUGCAGAAUGAAGGGGAGCAGCUGCAACCCUUCUGCGCUAUAAAGAUGAAAGAAGCCUUGACAACAGAGAGGGGGAAAACUUUGGUUCAGAGGAAACCCACCAUGUACCCAGAAUGGAAAUCUUCCUUUGAUGCCCACAUCUAUGAAGGGCGUGUCAUUCAAAUUGUUCUCAUGAAGGCAGCAGAAGACCCACUGUCUGAGGUGACCGUAGGGGUAUCAGUCUUGGCAGAGAGAUGCAAGAAGGGCAACGGCAAAGCAGAGUUCUGGCUUGACUUACAACCUCAAGGGAAGGUAUUGAUGGCUGUGCAAUAUCUUCUAGAAGAUGCAGAUUGCAAGCAGUCAAUGAGGGAAGAUGAGGGGAUUGUGACUAUCAAUAGGAGAGGAGCUAUCAAGCAAGCUAAAAUCCACUAUAUCAAAAAUCAUGAGUUUAUUGCCACCUUCUUUGGACAGCCCACAUUUUGCUCUGUCUGUAAAGACUUUGUCUGGGGACUUAACAAGCAAGGAUACAAAUGUCGACAAUGCAAUGCUGCUAUUCAUAAGAAAUGUAUUGAUAAAAUCAUUGGGAGGUGUACUGGUACUGCAGCCAACAGCAGAGACACAGUGUUUCAGAAGGAGCGCUUCAACAUUGAUAUGCCUCAUCGCUUUAAAGUUUACAACUACAUGAGUCCCACCUUUUGCGAUCAUUGCGGCAGUCUUCUCUGGGGAUUAGUUAAACAAGGAUUAAAGUGUGAAGACUGUGGGAUGAAUGUGCACCACAAAUGUCAAAAGAAAGUGGCAAAUCUAUGUGGAAUCAACCAGAAACUAUUAGCAGAAGCUUUAAAUCAAGUUAGCCAGAAAUCGACCAGAAAAUCUGAUUCUGGGUCACUAGAAAAUGUUGGUAUUUACCAGGAUUUUGAUAAGAAAUCUAAAGCUUUGGGUGGAGAUACAACAGCAGAUAACAGCGAGUAUGAUAAGCUCUGGGAGGGAAGUACACCAAGACCAGCUUCACGAACCAGGAGAAAAUUCACCAUAGACAGCUUUAUCUUUCACAAAGUACUAGGGAAAGGAAGCUUUGGAAAGGUUCUGCUUGCUGAAUUGAAAGGGAAGAAUGAAUUCUUUGCUAUUAAAGCUCUGAAAAAGGAUGUGGUGCUAAUCGAUGAUGAUGUGGAAUGUACCAUGGUGGAAAAGCGGGUCCUAGCACUUGCAUGGGAAAACCCAUUUCUUACUCACCUCUACUGCACAUUUCAGACUAAGGAUCAUCUGUUUUUUGUUAUGGAGUUCUUGAACGGAGGGGACCUGAUGUUCCACAUACAGGACAAGGGGCGCUUUGAUCUCUUCAGAGCAAUGUUUUAUGGAGCUGAAAUAGUAUGCGGUUUACAAUUUCUUCACAGCAAAGGCAUUAUUUAUAGAGACCUCAAACUGGACAAUGUGAUGCUUGAUAAAGAAGGCCACAUCAAAAUAGCUGACUUUGGGAUGUGCAAAGAGAACAUGGUUGGAGAGAACAGAGCAAGUACUUUCUGUGGUACCCCAGACUACAUAGCACCUGAGAUUCUUCAGGGCUUGAAGUACACAUUUUCUGUGGAUUGGUGGUCAUUUGGAGUCUUGCUGUAUGAGAUGCUUAUUGGACAAUCUCCUUUCCAUGGAGAUGAUGAGGAUGAGUUAUUCGAGUCAAUCCGAGUGGACACACCUCACUACCCACGGUGGAUUACCAAGGAAUCAAAGAGCCUACUAGAGAAGCUCUUUGAAAGGGAUCCAACAAAGAGGCUAGGAAUUACUGGGAACAUCAAGGAGCAUUCUUUCUUCAAAACAAUCAACUGGAUGGCACUAGAGAAGAGGGAGAUAGAGCCUCCUUUUAAACCAAAAGUGAAAUCAGCAAGUGACUACAACAACUUUGACCGAGAGUUUCUGAGUGAGAAGGCACGGUUAUCUUACAGUGACAAAAACUUGAUCGAAUCUAUGGAUCAGUCUGCAUUUGCUGGAUUCUCUUUUAUUAACCCUAAAUUUGAACAGAUCCUGGCUACAUAGUCUCUGAACAUUUGGGGUUAAACACUGUAAACAGAGGCUUCCAAACGCUAAGUGACAUGUUGUGUCUAUACCUUUCCUUGAAAAUAAUAUACGGUGGCAUGAAAAAUGCCUUACUGCUGAUUAACUGGCAGUGAUUUUUUGCAUGGUCAUCAGGGUUAAGAAAUGAAGAAUCGUGUGCAUUAAUUGGCAAAAUGUAAAUUGUGUUUUGGUUACUUAAAUGUGUAUAUGUGUAUAUAUAUGCUGUAUAUUUUGCUCUAGAAACAAGACAUUAGAAAAGAUUGUCUUUUUUAAAUAUGGCUGAGGCCUUUUUAUUCAUCUUCAGUAAAAUUUGAAGUUAUAUUAAACUUUGAUUUUAGCAAUUACACUUUUUUUUUCCAAAAUGGCACUAAUUUACUCUAUCUAUUGUAAAAGGUAAACUGAGAUUAUAGAAACAUUCCUGAUUUAAAAAGCAAAGAUUUUUUUUAAGGAUACUCUAUCCAACACUAGUUUCUCUUAGUGUCAGGUGUUGGCUCAUUACGAACUAAUACUCAAACUAUUGUAAGACACCAGCCAAUAUUUUAAGAACUCAUGUAACUGUGGGACCUCCAGAGUGUUCGUCUGUGGCUAUUCUCUAAGUUUAGCCUCAGUGUGUGUCUAGUUUUUGAAAACACAAGAAUGAUUAAAUACUGUUGAAUAUAACUAAUUUAUCUCCUUUCUAUCCUGCAUCAUUACAAUAGUUACAAAAUUAACUGCUACAACCUUCCACCUGCAGUGUAACUCAAAAGGAUGGGUUACAUUAGGAAAUUAGUUCGCAUUCAUUAUGUGACAUCUUUUUUCCAUGUGCUAGGCUUCAUUGAUUACUCUAAAUAUUUAUCCUUGGCAAACAUGUGCAUCAGAUGUUCUGGCCCAAGUAUCUGGCAACAACCCACUUCCUAGAAGUAAAUUUUUAGAGACUGAAAUAACAAUGGAAACUUGUACAAGUAUAACGUAUUAUUGCUCAUGUCUAUUAAUAAAUGCACUUUAAGAUCACUGCCUUUUACAAAAAAGCCCUGGUUCAGCUAUUAUAUGGAAUAUUGGGUCCACUUACCUGGCCUUUCAGAGAUGGAACAUUUCCACUGAACUGCCAGCUGGUGAUUUAUAUGGAAUAGCACUAUAUCCUUCAAACAGAACAUCUGUGGCUCCAUGUGUUUCAGUACAACUGAUGUUAAAGCAAAGCCAUGCUUCCAUUUAGUAGGUUAUAACCACAUGUGAGCUUUCCACAGUUCAACAACGUCGGUACAUGAUGGGGGGGGGGGGGGGGGGAAGAGUAUUCACCUGGGUUAAACCACUUACAUUACUACAAAACUAGUUCACACAAGUCUACUUCCAAGUAAACAGAAAGUUGAAUCAUAACCAACAUUAACUUUAGAGCAAGAUAUACACCACUUGCUCUACUACAUAGCAUGCUACAGGCCCAGUUAUUUUAUGGACCUUAAACUAGUGGAUAGAUCAAAUACUGAAGUGCUGCUGUCUAAGUGUAUUGCAUAAAAGAGGGCCCUGAUUUGCUAAUCGCAAUUAGCACUACCCAGAAAGAAUAAAAACAGUUAGCUACCAGAUUGUCACAGAAGACACCAUAUGCGUAUGUGUGAGACACAACCAUUAAGUGUAGGUACUUCAGCAUAUUUAUUAGCCUAAUGUCCAUUAAGUUUAGAAAAUCCUCUUCUGCACAGAAGCAAAAUAAAUGUUAAUUUCAUAAUCAAAACUGCUCAUUAAUUCAACAAUCAAAUGUACCUCAGUGUACAUAAAUGGCUACAAGCCCCUAUGUUGAGAUCAAAAGGAACUCCUUUGGAUUUCUUUAUCCAAGAUGCACCAAAAAAUUGAGGGGGGUCCUCUAAGAAUUUAGAACUAUUGUUAUUGAACAUGAGAAUAUCUUAUUGAAAACUUUCCUGAGGUACAGUGAUAAGCUACAGAACUAUGCUAAGAAAAGUCCUGUUAAUUUCAGAAGAACUUUCUAGUGAGUGCAGUGCUUAAACAUGGAACAUUUAGCAGAAGGUGAGUAUGGUUCAUUUAACUACAAUAAAACCUUUCUGCACUGGAUUUGCCAGAGAUAGCAAGAUUUUAUUUUGCAAAUCAGUGAGUAAGCAGACAAUCACAAAAUAUAGUUUUGUUAAUUAUAAUACUUCACAGUAUGCUACAGUAUUGUACGGAACAUAUAGUGAAAGAAUAGCAAAACCUGGAGUACAUCUACACUUGGAGCUGGAAGUGUAAAUUCCAGCUCAAGGUGACAUACCUGAACUAGUGCUGAUCAAGGAAGCAUGCUUAAAAAAAAAAAUUUAAAAAGUGUAGCCACAGCAGCAGGAGGGGCUAGCAGCUCAAACACAUAUGUACUUGGUGCUGCUAAACCCUCUUGCCACUACUAUGCUAUUUUUGAGCCCUAACUCAGGUAUGUUUCCUGAAGCUGGAAUUUACAGCUCCAGCUCAAAGUGCAAACAUCCCUUAAGUCUCAGGCAGAUUAAACCUCCGUAACACUGUACUACUGAAACAGGAAGACUGCUUGGGCCUUCUAAAUGAGGCUCCACUGUGGACUCAAUCAUGUAAUACAUUCUUGGUUUUGUUUUUAUAAAAGCAGUGCUACUUUAUAAAGCUGGGACCUGUAGCUGGAGCUUCAGUGUUCUCAUAAUAAAUUCAGGUUAAUAUAGGCAGACCCAGAUUGGCCUUUUAUUUCAUAUAGAAGGGUUUGCCUACACACUGGGGAUUUGCACUAAUAUCAGCUGUGUAAGUGCAAACCCUCAGUGUAGGAAGAACAAAAAUAAAUGUAAAGUGCAAUUUGGGGUUUCAAGCAGAGGUGACAGAACCAUGGCUGCCAACCGAUGGUUGAAAAGGGGAUAAAUCACCAGAACAGAGAAGGCUUAGGUAUGUUUUACCUGGCUACACUCUUGUUCUUUAUAUUUGAGAUUGGUGUGCCUAUGGAUGCUUCAGAAUGGUAGAGAUGCACGCUAACAAAUACAGUUUCAAAUCAGGCUCUCAACACAAUGCGACAUCCUUUGGGGCUAGGCCUUCAAGAAGGGAAAAUGUAUAUCUGCUUUAACCAAGGAAAGAAGUAAUUUUAAAAUUUGUCAAAAGAAAAUAGAAUUCUAACUGGUUAGAUUUACCCAUGCUCCUCUUUCAAAAUGACCCUGCUCUACAAAGCUCUCUUCUUGCACAUCACUCUAGUUGGUAGGAGUUGCUGGGAGUGCCUGCCUCAGCCAGUUGGUGUCCACACAUGCACAUCAAUGUAUCAGGAGGCUUAACGGACCAGUUCAUGCAAGGGGAGCUAACAUACCCUCCAACAAGUAACCAGACACUCAUUGCAAUCUUUAUCUGCAUCAGCACAAUAAAUAUUUCAGAUUUAAGUCAUUAUAGAUAUCUGAUGUAUUAAGUGACAGUCUUAUUCUCCACUGGAAAUGACUAAAGUAACCUGUAAUCACUGUGCAUGAGGGCCACCUUGUGGAAGAUAGAAAAUAAUUGCAAUCUAUUAUCUGAUUCCCAAACUGGUCUGGAGAGAUGACUGGGCACAAGGGCUGGUGUUCUUAGUUCCAGCUGCUGCUAAAAGGGUCAAUACAAUUCACUGCAAAGAGGAGUCUCAAGGCCUUUUUAAAAAAGGCACCUGGAACUGAGUUCCCUCUAAUAAAGAAUGCUACUGCAUUUGAGGAGAAGGGUAUAGCAAUAGCUGUGGUAGAUAAUACACCACCAAGAGGGACUAAAGCUAAUAGCGAUCAGUACUUUCCAAAGAGGAGGUGUGAAUGAGCGAGGUGGUCACAACACAGUAAUCUGUGCUUCUCGAUAUGAACAAGUUUGAGAACCCCUAGUUUAGACAAAUGACUACUGUUAAGUUCUGCCUUCUCAUAUACUGCAACAGAAAUAGAAAAAGCAUUACCGAUACUAUUGCAUCUCAAUACAUGCAUAAUGGACUAUUUAAAUCCAAAUGCUACAGCAGAUUAAUUUGCAGCUACGGGUACUGAAGACUAUCAGGUAGAUUGGAAUUAAUCUUUUUUAAAAAGAAACCAAAGUUGUCCUGUUUUAGAAUGUCACAAAUCCUAAACAUUUAGAAUGACAAAACGUAACAGUUAAUUUUCAUUGAAAUUCACAAAGCCUCAAUUUACAAUCAUAAUUUCACAUUAAUUUUGACUUGCUCUUCAAUUUUAAAUCUGAACUAUUGCUAUUGCAGAAGAUUUUUGCCAAUCUGAGCAGUUCUCAGCUUGUCUCACAUAUUGUAGGUAGUACAAUCAGUACCUCUCACCUCUUUUUGCAGCAGAUGAUAAUGAAAUGAAUUUAACCUUUACUCUCACACCUCUCUCCACCUGAGAUACUUUUCACAAAAAUGUAUUUCACAGUCUUCCACAGUGGAUAAAUUGAUAAACUGUUUUGUCCUGAGGAGAUAUUUACCCAACUCUAAAUGUUACUGUAGCAUAGCUGGUUUAAGGGGACAAGGAAAGAAACACAAAUAUCUUGAGUUUUAAUGUUUGAUCUUUAUUAUUUGGCUCAAAGAUCACAUGAGAUUCAUUUUGCCUAGAAGAUUAAGUUGAAGGCCAGUCAUAUCAGAAGGGUUAGUUUAAUUCCAUCCAAUCACUGCAACAUAAAACAAACAUACUAGGCCAUGCUUAGAAAUUAACCCCUCUGGAUGAUGACUCACUUUUCCAAACCAGAUGAGAAUAUGUAUAUUGCUUUUUGAUGGUAAGGAGUAAUUCUUGCAACAUAUUUCCAGAACUCUCAAUUUUUACAGGAGAGAUAGGGGUGAUCAUUUACUUAUUUUUUACAUUCUAUUAUUUUUGUCUUUUACUAACCAAGAUGCAGUUAGUGACAUUAUUUGUAAAUUAAAAUAGAAUUGAUAGCUUCAGAUUCUCCUUUUUAUUUUCAAGUACUGACAUACAAUUUAUUCACACUUGUGUACAAUGAUUUUUUUACUAUACAGUACAUCCAUCCUGCAAAUGAGCAACCACUCUGAUCACAGUAUAUUUAAAAGCAGUCUAUAAAAAUAUCUACUAUACAUAAAACAUUUAGCCAUAUAGAAUUUUACAGCACCUUUGAAAAUUCUGAGAUUAAAAACUCAUAUAGGGAAACAUUUCCCUUUUAUAACCAUGCUUCCUUUGCUAGAACCAAGCUCAAAACUACAGUAGUCCAAACUCGGUCUUGGUAAACCUUUGCUUUUCAAAGCACAUGAAGAAAAUAAUAUUUGGGAAUUUGCCUUGGGUAACUAUGGAUAAAAGCUAGGCUUCCUCAAUUUACUAUCAUUAAACAUAAAUAAUCCCUACUGUAGAUCGUGUGUCCCAGAUCCAAAGGAAACGGCACAUUAGAGGAUACGGCUGUUCUUCUGAACUAUGAACAAAUAAGUUAUCAGAAGGGAACCCACUAUAUAGCAUCUCUUCCCUCUCCAAUAUAAGCAUCUUUAAGGUUUGUUUUGCUGUGCAUCAAUAAAUGUCUUAGCAGCGCUUUGUGCUCUAACCUUAGACAAUAACAAUUAAUGUAUCUAAAUAAAUAUAUUAUUUACUUUUAAAUGCAUAUUACUGGUUGCAUGGAUUACAGACAAAAAGCUUUUGAUAGUAAGGUUCCAAGCAAGUGUUUUUGAUAUCCUAUGCAUUUGUUUUCCGAAAUGAAAUCUAGCUAUAUGGCUUACUUCCAGUACAUUGACUGUAUUGCUAAGACUAGCUUAAUAAAACAAAUCACAACAGCAGCACAUAUUAGAGUCCCCUCCCUGCAUAAAACAAAAAACAAUUUAGCCCCUGCCUGCAAGCUACUUUGACAGAACCCAAUUCUCUACACUGAAAUUCAACUAAACAUAUUAACGGAUAAAUGCAAGAGUUGAAUUAACCACCAAAUAAUACAGACAUCAAAAAAAUACUCCAGUAACUAACGGGCAGAUUUCUUCAUUUUAUUAACAAUUAGGUAUUGCUAACUAAAUCCUAUCAUCCAGCAACACAUGUAUACUAUAUAUAUAUAUAUAUUGGCUUGGAACAAUGAAGGUAGUGAGUGGCCUUGACAUGCAUAGAAAAUUCUACCACUUUUUAGCAUUGGACGUAAAUGCACUUGCAAUUUCACAGAAAGUUAAAGAUUUUAAAAACAAAAUACAGAGAUGACAUUUAAAAAAAAAAAUCAAUUUCCAAAUUCACUCAAGGGUUUUUGUACUCAUACAAUUCUCCGGAGGCUAAAAUCCUAUUUUAACAUUCUCCUCCUCUAUUUACUUAAUGCUCCCACAGAGAAAACCUUAGACUUUUAGGGUGAAAAUCACUCUAUUAGAGCCCAUUUAGGGUUUACAUUGAAGUUUUACUGCAUUAAAGUGAUGCAUUGGGUCUUUUGAGGGCCCGCUGAAUGGGAGUAUAUUUCACCCUGAACGUGGAAGAUGUGUCCUCUCCUGGAAAGGCUGCUUAACCUGGAUAGUAUAGAUAUUCUGAAAGAUAUCUGUCAUCUUACCCUUUAUAAUCUCUUUCUAGGGUAAUCAGACUAUUAACAAGCCAGCUAUCUGUACUUAAAACCAUCCUUCCAUAAUGAUCAAUGUAUAAUAGUGUACCCUCACCAUGGUACAAAAUGCCAUUUUGCAAGGAGAAGAUAAAGGAACUUACUGUGAUAGCAAAGCCUCUCUCGCUGUCAAUAUAAUUUAAUAUAUAUAAUCAAAUAUUCUUCUUGGCAAAGGGGAAAGCAUCUCCAUUUCAAAAGACAUACAAACACGGUGCUUUGCAACACUUGAACUAUGCUCAAACAUCGAUGGGGACGAAAAAAAGAAUACUUGAGAAACUUUUUCAGAGCAAGCCUCCAAUAUGAAGUGGUUUUGUAUCAAAUGGAGCCUCCAAUGCAUUAAAUGCAGAAUUUCACAUUAAAAAAAAUUAUAUAUAUAUAUAUACACACACAC
Molecule: messenger RNA, 9072 nt
Organism: Dermochelys coriacea (leatherback sea turtle)
Lineage: Eukaryota; Metazoa; Chordata; Testudines; Dermochelyidae
Gene: PRKCD
Product: protein kinase C delta
Exons: 18
Coding region: 180-2231 (683 amino acids)
Biological process (GO): protein phosphorylation
Molecular function (GO): diacylglycerol-dependent serine/threonine kinase activity; ATP binding
Source: RefSeq, a predicted model, not a curated record